CCUGACGGCAGGGAGAGGUGUGUGAGGGUGUACACACACACACACACACACACACACAGGAUGGAUAGAGAGUGUGUGCCUGCGGACGCACAGUAGAGAUGUUCAUCACUGUGCUGCAUGGUGAGGGAAGAGUGGAACUCUUCAACCUUGACUGCAGGAUCAUGAACUUCAUCCACUCUUUGAAAGAACGAUGCCAAGUGGAUCCACAAGACCAUGUGGAUCUGAUGGAUAAGUGUGGGGAGCUGAUGGGUCUGCCGGAGAGUGAGCAGAGCCUGGACUCGACCUGCACUCUUCUGCGGGAGAGACAAACCUACAUCCUCAUGCUGGCGAGAGGUUCUUCUGAAGGAGCUGAGGUCCAGAGGUACGUCCCACUGCUUGCUGACGUGGGCAGGAUGCAUCCGGAGCUAGCAGAUGUGCUGCGGAAGCUUUCAAACCCUUCAAAAGAGAAUGACAAAAAGCUUGGUGCACCCAGAAGAGGACAGCAAACACAUACCAGAAACCGACCAAACGCAAGUGUGAAGAAAAAUGCCUCAACACCCAGAAGCUAACAGCUACCUGUCACCUGUUUGGACUGAUGUUAUGUUAUAUGGAAUUUUGCAUAUGCUUUUGUCAAAACUAGCAUAAACACUAUACUUUCAAAUAAAGUCAAAACGCUUA
Sardina pilchardus (European sardine) is the source of this 657-nucleotide messenger RNA. RefSeq lists its product as uncharacterized. The record is from RefSeq and is a predicted model, not a curated record. NCBI's taxonomy places the organism in Eukaryota, Metazoa, Chordata, Actinopteri, Clupeiformes, Clupeidae. The transcript is spliced from 5 exons. Bases 99 to 548 code for a protein of 149 amino acids.